Messenger RNA from Phyllostomus hastatus (greater spear-nosed bat), 4002 nucleotides. RefSeq names its product cytochrome P450 4V2. NCBI's taxonomy places the organism in Eukaryota, Metazoa, Chordata, Mammalia, Chiroptera, Phyllostomidae. The transcript has 11 exons. Bases 521 to 2104 code for a protein of 527 amino acids. The record is from RefSeq and is a predicted model, not a curated record. Gene Ontology annotation, molecular function: heme binding; oxidoreductase activity, acting on paired donors, with incorporation or reduction of molecular oxygen; iron ion binding.
CCCAGGCCCCAGCGCGCCUUUCCAACGCCAAGUUGCCCUAAACGUCACUUCCAUUCUCCUCCCCACGCCACUCCAGAGCCUUCGUUAACUUUCAGCGCACUCUGUCUUCAGAAACGGCCUUUCUUUCGGGCUUUCGUUUUCUGCUUGAACCACACACAGAGCCCGCGCGCCUGGCGCAAGCGUUUGUCCUGCACGAUUGUAACUCCGCCGCGGAGCUCUCCCCGGAGCCUAGGAGGCUCCGCCGCUGUCCCCAGCGGCAGGGCAGCCCCGGCACCCGAAAGUCCCCGCUCCGGGGCGUCGGGACCUGUGCAAACUCGCUGCAGCGGGAGGAAGACGCGAUCUAGCCCGCGCCACCUGUUUGCGCUCCCGGAAGCUCCCGCACCCCGCCUGCCCUCUGAGCCCGCCUCCCGGAGUUUCGGGACUCCUCCCAGGGCCCCCACGCAGAGCGGCGGGGCCUGGAUCACGCCCCGGCCUGGAUGUCCUACGUCUCAGUCCCCGCUUGAAGCUGACAGCCGGUGUGAUGAUGGCGCAGUGGCUCGUGCACCUCGGCCAAAAGCUGCUGCUCUGGGGCGCCUUGAGCGCCAUCUCCCUGGCUGGCGUAACCGUGAUCCUGAAACUCCUGCAGCUGCUGGCGAGCUACGUGCAGAAAUGUCUGCACAUGAAGUCACUCCCGACCAUCACCGAGGGGAGAGCCUACCCCUUUUUGGGACACUUACUGAUUCUGAAGCCAGACGCCAGAGAUUUUUUCCGGCAGCUAAUUGAGUACUCUGAAAAAUACAGACAUCUGCCACUUUUCAAACUCUGGCUUGGCCCCGUGCCGCUGGUGAUCAUGUACAACACAGAAGUUGUGGAGGUGAUUUUAACAAAUUCAAAGCAUAUCGACAAAUCCUAUAUGUACAAGUUUCUACAGCCAUGGCUUGGCCUAGGGCUCCUGACAAGUACUGGGUACAAAUGGCGCUCCAGGAGAAAAAUGUUAACACCCACCUUCCAUUUUACAAUUCUGGAAGAUUUCUUGGAUGUCAUGAAUGAACAAGCAAAUAUACUAGUUAACAAGUUUAAAAAACACAUUGAUGGAGAAGCCUUUAACUGCUUUUUUGACAUUGCUCUUUGUGCCUUAGAUAUAAUCUGUGAAACGGCGAUGGGCAAGAAUAUCGGUGCCCAGAGUGAUGACGAUUCCAAGUAUGUCCGUGCGGUUUAUAGGAUGAGUGAUAUGAUACACCGAAGGAUGAAGGCGCCCUGGCUCUGGCUUGAUUUUCUGUACCUUAUGUUUAACGAGGGAUGGGAACACAAAAGGACCCUACAGAUCGUGCAUAAUUUUACCAACGAUGUCAUCAAUGAACGGGCCAAAGAAAUAAAGAGAGCUGAAGACUGUCAGAGCGAUGAGAGCGAUGCUACCUGCUUCAGAAAGAAACGCAGGGCCUUUCUUGACUUGCUCUUAAACGUGGUGGAUGAUGAAGGACGAAAGCUAAGUCACAACGAUGUUCGGGAAGAAGUGGACACAUUCAUGUUCGAGGGCCAUGACACCACUGCAGCUGCCAUGAACUGGUCCUUGUAUCUAUUGGGUUCCUAUCCAGAAGUCCAGAAAAAACUGGACGAGGAGCUGGACGAAGUGUUUGGGCAGUCCGAUCGCCCUGCCACCUUAGAAGACCUGAAGAAACUGAAAUACCUGGAGUGUGUAAUCAAGGAGACCCUUCGUCUUUUCCCUUCAGUCCCUUUUUUUGCCCGUCACCUUAAUGAAGAUUGUGAAAUUGGGGGCUACAGCAUAGCCAAAGGCUCCCAAGCCCUCAUCAUCCCCUAUGCGCUGCACAGAGACCCCAAGAACUUCCCGAAUCCGGAGGAAUUCCAGCCCGAGCGGUUCUUCCCUGAGAAUGCGGCGGGACGCCAUCCCUACGCCUACGUGCCCUUCUCUGCGGGACUCAGAAACUGUAUAGGCCAAAAGUUUGCCAUAAUGGAAGAAAAGACCGUUCUUUCCUGCAUCCUGAGGCACUUUUGGGUAGAAUGCAGCCAGAAAAGAGAAGAGCUUGGUCUGGCGGGAGAGCUGAUUCUUCGUCCGACUAACGGCAUCUGGAUCAAGUUGAAGAGGAGAAAUGUCCGUGAACCCUAACUUUACUCUGGGGCUGUGCGUGUCUCCAGAGUAAGAUCAUUCUCUAAGGGAAACUUGGUCACUUGGAGUUUACAGAUCAUCAGUUCAAUUCCCUUAAUCCCUAGACAUAAAUUUUUCUUGUCACCGCUUACCUUGGGGUCAAGUCUACCAAAGAGAGUUUGUAUGUGUUUAAAAUGGCCAUAGCUCUCACCCCUGGUCUUGAUCCCAAAAGGUGAGUUAACUGAUGUCCAUACCCAAAAUGUGUAUGGACACAUUUAUGUGUCCAUAAAUGUGUAACGUUUCUCAACAGAGGGAUCCACAGGCCACUUCAGUUUCAAUGGACAGGCCCGAAGGAUAGAAUUCCAUUGAGGUUGCAGCAUUUUUUAAGAUGCCCUUGUUGACUCGGGAACAUAAAUGUGCAGGCACGCAUAUAAAUUUAAUUUGAGAAGGGUGAGUAAUUAAGUACUUUGAAUGAAGGAGCUUAAGUUUUAAAAAUGAUACCAGUGGCAUUAGUUGUGAGAAUAAUUAUUCUUGUAGUACUUUUCAGAUUAUAUCAAGGGAGGUACAUCAUUUAUCAGUUGACCUGUAGGUUCUGUUUUUAUCUCCCUUGUAACUGUGUACUGAUAGACUUCAUUUCGUUGUGUAUAAUGUCACAGUUACCUUUGUCCGUCAUGCGUUAUCAGGAGAGAUUCCUCUUCAUGCUCUCUAAUCCCUCACUGUCCCUCGUAAUGCUGAUGAAGGGCUUUUGGAGCUGGAAGUGCCUUAGAUCUUAUCUAGUUAUACUCCUGUUUCUUAGAAGUAAUGGAAAAGAUCCAUGGGAGGUGAGUUUCUUUCCAAAGUCAUGCCACGCAUGGGUGGCGGUGCUGGAAAUGGAAAGAAGUCUACACUCUCAGUCUCUCCACUCCCAGAAUGAUACACUUCUAGUGCAAUGUGCUCUUGCUUUGUGAAGCUCAGAUCUCUAACUGGGCGUGUCAAUAGAGCACAGAUCUUCCCGAAGUCUUCCAUCAUUAAGGAAGAGGAAACCACACAUGCAAUUUAGAGGCCGGGCACUGUCUCGCUGUAGGGUUAACUGUCAAGGAAAUUCAAUCUUCCAGAACAUACCUAUCAAGCAGGUAACUGACACACAUUCUCUGAAUUUUAAUUCCACUGACCAUAUCCCUACUCACUCAGUGACCUGAAAAAAAACUUCUUUUAAUAAAUAUUUCUAAUAAGAUGGUUUCUUUAGUUUUCUCAACGAAUAGCAGAUAGAAGCAACAAAUUAAGAGAAUAGAAUAUCCAUUCUUCAAUGGAUAUCAAAGGAAGAGGUUCGCAGACCAAAACCAUUUGGCAAACAUUACAGGCUGAGGCGUUGCGGGCUGGGUCAACCCCUGUGCCCACUCGACUGGCCCAAGGAGGCCAGCGCAGUCCCCAAGGUGCUGAGAAAAACUCAAGGAAGUAUAUGAUACCGUUGAAAAUGAUUCCAAUGAUAUGGUAAAUCUGGUUAUCUAGACGCUGGGUGUACAUAGAUAAUCUGCUCCCAGAUGAUUUUGGAUAAUUAAGGUUUUAUUGCUAGAAAUCGGUAUUAUUUCUCAAUUUUAUGCACUUACAUUUAAACCUUGCCUUUUAAAAAACCUCUUCAGUGACCCUAUACUAGACAUGGAAUUAAAUUUAAAGUAAGACAUUGCUUCAGGUUACUUUUUGGUCUAAAAUCUUCAUUUGCCCCCGAAUAAUGCGUUAUUCAUAUUUUAAUUGGAAAUUCCCUUAAAUUGUGUCCGGGUUGGAAUGGAGAAAGUGUGUUAUGGUCUGUAGUAUCCAAAUGAAGGUGCUGACUUUUUUCUAAAUAAGAGAAUGAUCACAUAUCUGCUUGUGUGCCUGUGGUCUGUCAUGCUCCUGCCUGAAAGUAGCGUCAAGAAAAAUAAAUAAAGCACAUUUUAAACAUG